Messenger RNA from Phlebotomus argentipes, 1107 nucleotides. It is a transcript of the gene mRpS35, whose product is annotated as small ribosomal subunit protein mS35. The coding region runs from base 83 to 1078 and encodes 331 amino acids. Gene Ontology annotation, molecular function: structural constituent of ribosome. Lineage: Eukaryota; Metazoa; Arthropoda; Insecta; Diptera; Psychodidae. Gene Ontology annotation, biological process: mitochondrial translation. The record is from RefSeq and is a predicted model, not a curated record. The transcript is spliced from 3 exons. Gene Ontology annotation, cellular component: mitochondrial small ribosomal subunit.
GAUCGAUUUGGCAACAUCGCAAAUCCCGUCGAAACUUUUUAUAUAUUUUCACACUGUUUAUUUCUGCAUUUCCCCGUGAAAUAUGUCCCUAAUCGCGAGGAUUUUCCGUGAAAAUGGAAAAGUGCCUAUUCUCGCAUCUUCCCGAUAUCAAACAUUGUGUUUUUCCACGCAAGCGGACGAGAGAGAAAUGGAAAAAGAAGAUUUUCGCGUCCUAAACCUGCGAAACACGAGAGAGCAGAAGACACAGAGGCAGCCGGUGAAGCGUUAUCCGGUGCCGCCGCCCAGGAGCGAACAAAUGUCGGUGCAUCAAGAUUGGGGUGCAGUCUGGCCGGGCCCGAGGACUUUCCACCCGGCCACCGUGCCUCUGCCGCUCCGCCAGGGCUGGGUACCCAAGGGAAAGGCCCCGCCGAGCAAAGUGGCUAACACGGAACUCAUGAAGAUCCCGAAUUUCCUGCAUUUGACGCCGCCAGUGAUUAAGCGACAGGCGGAGGCGCUCAAGAAGUUCUGCACGCCUUGGCCAAAGCAGCUGAAGAAAGAGGAAGACGUGGAGAAACACUUUCCGGUGAAAGUGAUCACUUCGGACUACUGUCACGCCCUGCCGACAAUCAGGAAUCCUCUGGCGAGGAUUGUGAGUGUGAAGUUGAGGCUUUCGCGGCUGCCGCUGGACAAGCACGCGAAGGAUAAGUUUCUGAGGCUCGUUGGAGACAGAUACGAUCCGAAGACAGAUAUUCUCACCAUUGUCACCGAUCGCUGUCCGCUGCGGAAGCAGAAUUACGACUAUGCGAUGUAUCUUGUCACAGCGCUUUUCCAUGAAUCCUGGGUAAAAGAGCCCUGGGAGGACCUGAAGCUGGAAGAGGACAUGGAGGAGUACAUUUGGGAGAACAACAAGUCCAGAGAAGUUGCUGAGAAAAUCGUGAAAUGGGGUCAAAAGGACGAUGAGAAGUGCGAAAUCCCGAGUUCAUUCAAGAAAGCUGUAGAGAAUCUUCUCAAUAGGAAUGAAAGUGACUCUACUUUGUCUAGAUACAAGGAUGAAGUCGUGAAACUGCUUCAAUUGGAUGAAAAAGUGGAGGAAAAGUGAAAAUAAAUGAGUAGUAGAGAAGGUUAUAA